AUUUUCUGAUGCAUUUCCACCACUUGGAGUGCUGUUUAAAUAUUAUAACCUUGAGUUGUUGCACUUUGGUUACUCUACAGAAGCAUGUUUUCAGCUCCGGGACACCCUUUUUGUAGCUCCACAGCUACUUAGUUAGCUCCGUAUAGCCACUAAUGAGAGCAGCCGGCGCCUACGGAAUGCCUCGGAGGAAAAAAAACGGCCAGAGCCCGGCCAGAGUCCCCGGCGGGCCGCCAGAGGGGGGAAGCCUCGGCCACAACCGACUACCUCAGGGAUUUGACGGGGCCGUGGCGAACAACUUUGCGUCCAGCACCUCGCUCUCCAGCUCCGACAAGGAGAAAAUCGUCACAAGCAUGCAGGAGAUGUUCUCACACCUGGACCCCGAAGUUCUGUACAUCGUGCUGUCCGAGUGUGAUUUUAAAGUUGAACAUGCAAUGGACUCUCUCUUGGAGCUGUCUGUGGCUGCUGAAGUUGCAGCACCUAUACCUUCUCAUGUCUCUGGCUUUGAGCGCACUGCUGCAGCCCUGCUCAGCCCACGCCACUUUUCAGAACCUAGACCAGACUUCACCAAACCAUCGCCGCUGCUCUCCUCUCCUCUCUCCACAAACCUCCUUACAGAAGAGCUGGACCUGCUAGUUGAUCAAGAGCUAGAGGCACUAACCACUCAACUAAGAGUUAAGGAAGAGCGGCACAGCAGCCAGUAUUCAUCUGUUGGUAUGUCCCUUUCCUCUUUCCCUCCACCACCAUUCCCACAGCAGGUCCUCCCUGAGCUGCUUCAGUCCAGCCUGCAGCCUGGAUCUAGAGGGCCUUCUGGAGGUGGCCUGGUGGAGCAUAUUUCUGGAGCUUCCUCUCCGCUCGACCAGCUCAGCAUUUGGGAAGAUGAGAUCGUUGAGGAGCAGCAGUCGAUGGUGGAUUUCACACAUCUGAUGACAGAGACACCUGCAGACAAGACAAAACCUCUGUUGGACCUGGCAGCUUCGGGGCGUCCCUCGGCUUUCCAGGUGUAUAAAAAGCAAGACCCAUCACACGCUCUCUCGGACAAGACUGGGGUCAUUCCCCCUAAAGCGAUCGUUGGAGGAGCAAGAUCCAAGGUGAACACGUUGAAUCAGGAGCCGCUCGGCUACAUGCCGUUGCCCUGGAACUUGCAGGCACCAGUGUUUUCUCCCCGUCUCCAUGGCAACCAAGUGCCAGCCUUCAUUACCCCCGUUGCUUCCAACUGGCCUGGACAACCCAGGCUGCUCAGCCAAGCACCUCUAAGACCUUCUGCUACUAUUCCAAAGUCCUGGGUCCAGCCUGCUGCGCCACAUCCGCCUUCCAAGCACAGCAGGCUGCACUUGGAAGGGAAGGUCCUUGUGAUGCUACGCGGUGCUCCAGGAUCUGGCAAGUCGACCAUGGCAAGAGCCUUAUUAGAGCACAACCGAGGUGGAGUUAUACUGAGCACUGACGAUUAUUUCACUCUGCAAGGACACUAUCAGUUUGACCCCUACGCUCUGGGGGAGGCUCAUGAAUGGAACCAUAAACAAGCCAAGGAGGCUUUUGAAAGGGGCGCUAACCCCAUCAUCAUUGACAAUACCAACAUGCAGGGCUGGGAGAUGAAGCCUUAUGUGGCUCAGGCACUGAAACAUGAUUAUAAGGUGCUGUUCCGAGUGCCGGACACAUGGUGGAAGAACAAGCCCAGAGAACUUGAGAGACGUACCAAACAUAAUGUACCAGCGGAAAAAAUCCGACGCAUGCUUAAUGGUUAUGAGCGCUACGUCACAGUCCAGUCCAUCAUGGGUUCACAGAUGCCUGAGGUGAAACAGCGGCUCAUUCUGGAGAACAGAAGCUCACAGCCAAUGUCUUCUGUAACACCUUGUCCUGACCUUGUAGGGCAGCCUGGAUUGACUGAGCGAUAUAAGAAAUCUCGCCCUCAGCUGUAUUCCUCUCUCCCUGACGUGUCAUCUAUUGGUCGAUCUAGUGAAGUGGGAAUGCUGGAAGACAGCUCCCACAAAUCUUCGGAGUCUCUAAAUUUCCAACCUACUGGAAGAUUUAUGGAACACCCUGAAAUAUCCGACGGGGAUAAUGACAUGGAUUUGGGGGAUUUAGAUUCUGAGUUGGAUGCCAAGUUAGAGCCAAAUCGUCAAAUGGGAGAUCAGAGAAUCCCCGACUGUAUUGUGGAAUCAGUAAUGAGUAAAGAUCACCGUGGGGAUGAAAUGCCUGUGGCUUUCUCUGAGUCUAUCGCACAAAGAGUGAGGAGGGAAAGACCAAGCAGGAGGUCGGGUUUAAACAGGUUGGAGCCUGCAGAUCUGGUGAAAGAUACUAACCAAUCAGACGGCAGGGCAAAUGAGAAGGAAAAGACAAAAGAAGCAGAAGGGCUUGAAAUGGUGAGCUCUGGGAGAGAGAAGGGAAUUCCUACGAUGUUGGAUUUUGUAGGAGAUUGGCCUUGUGAGUCCCUCGAGCAGCGACAGGUGAGGAGAAGAGAAAAGCAUGAAGAAGGAAAUGGUAAAGAAGAUGAAGGCGUGUCUCAAGAAGCUAAGAAAAAUGAACCGAAAAUGCAGUCGCGACCAAAUGGGACAGAGUUUCAGAAGCUUCUUGAUCUUAUUCAGACCGGAGUAGCUGACAUUCAGACCGGCUCUUCCCGCUCGUCCUCCCUUUCCCCGAACGCUAGAGAUGAAUUGGAGAAAGAAGAAGAGGCAGUUGGCAGGUUUGAAGAAUCCCAUGGCAGUAGAUCCAACAGUGAGGAGAGGGAGCAAAACACUAACCGAGUUAACAGCAGCAGAGGGGAAUUACCUGACUGUGUGUUAGGCUGGAAAGCAGCUGAGUCUUGUAAGGUCAAGGAAUCAAGAAUUGAUAAUUGGGAGGGACUUAAAACUGAAAAUGAAGCUAGUAGUAUCACAGGAGGAAAUGAUAAUGUGUUAGAGAUUGGCAGAGAAACAGGCUCUGUGGAUUUGAAAUCAACUAACCCAACAAAUCCCUUCUCAGCUCUGACUGCUGAUUCACUAUUUAGCUCCAGAACUGUGGAGGCAAAUGUUUGCCAUGAGGGAGUGGCGAGCCACCAUAUUGAAGGGGAGGUUGGUACAGAGCUUGCUGCUAGUCAUACUGACACGGACAGGAAUAACUGCCCAGAGAAUCUUGAGAUGAGAGUUGAGGCUAAUAGGAGUCAUAUUAGUGAGGUGUGCCAGAGUCCUGUGUCUGGAGGCUCUGUGGAAGCAGAAAGCAGUGCUUUCAGUGGAGGCAGUCAGGAGAGGAAGCAGCGUCAGGGUCGUAGGUCAGGGAAACAGUGCAAACUAGCCCUCACCUUCACUCAAAACUGCCCUGCUUCUUCACUGCAUACUCUCGAAUGUCCCAAUACCUCAGCCCAAAGUGUCAACAGCACUCAGGACAGCAUUAACACAGAUGUUGAACCUGACUCUAACACUAGCCUUAGCCUUAAACCAGACUCCAAAUCUGAGGCACACCUGCUGCCUCCUUCCCCACUUCCUCUGGUAGACAGCGGCAGCCCCACCCAGACAGAACCUCAAGACUUUGCCCUCCUAUGGCGUCUCAACCGUCAUGACAGCCCUGAUGAUGCAGUCAUCACUGCGUGCAACAACUCUCGUGACAUCACAGUCCUGUUGGGAGACUCAUCUCGCUUUAUGCCGGAGCUGUCCUCUGUUGUCUCUGCAGCAGUUGCAGUUCACCCGUCCGGCCACAGAGAGGUACCCUACCACGUGGUGCAUGAGAAAGGCACACAGGUGGAGGAGAAAGACAUCGGGUCAAAUCAAGACAGACUUGAGAGCCUGCGCAUUCUCAGCCGCCAUUUUAAGCUGGUUAGUUUUGAUACGUUAGAAGAUCUGUAUGACAAAUGCCAUCAGGACUUGGAAUGGACGACCAACCUGCUGCUGGACUCCGGAGAAAGGUUCUUCAGAGAGGACGAUGGUGGGAGGGAGGAGGAGGAGGAGGAGGAGGAUAGUGGUGCUGGGGGUGAAGAUGAGCAGAACUCAUCCAGUUUAUGUCCCAAUGUGAUAGAUGAGCAUCACCCUGAAGGUUGGCCUAAGGGAGAGCAAACUGGUGAAGAGGUGACUCGGCAGUCAACCUUUUGCACAGUUAGUGAAUCCGAUGAAAGCGCCAAUAAUACAGAUGUGCUAAGUUUUGGAGGUGCAGCUGUUCCAGUUAGAAACAAAGAUCAACCUGCUACAACCUCCCACUUAGAAAGACCUCCUCAAACAGAACUUAGUCUGGCUCAUGCAGUAAACGAAGGAGAGAGAUGUGGUGACACUGAAUGCAAAGUGGCAUCAGAAGCUGACCAAGAAGGCGGCGCUUGGGGUGGAAGCUUAGACGAUGGAGUAAUAAUUGAAGAGUCAAGUGUUGAGAUUGAGGAGGAGAUUGCUAGCAUGGACGAGGUACACCGGCUGCUGCAGGCUGAGUUAGAGGAGAUGGAGAGGGAUCAAAAACAGAAGGAGGAGGAGAGGACUGAAAGGAGGCUCAUGGAGGAGAGACGGAGCAGUCACCUGGACAUUCAGAGUGUGGAGCUGAAACUACCCACUGAGCUGGCACUGCAGCUAACUGAACUGUUUGGUCCUGUUGGAGUAGACCCAGAUUCAUGCUCCACUGAUGACUAUGCAGUGCAGAUGGACCUGAACCUGGCUAAACUGCUUCACCAGAAGUGGAAGGAAACCAUUCAGGACAAGCAGAGACAAGCAGCUCUUUCAUUUCACUUGCUUCAGAAAAGUUCAGUGCACUGGGGCGAGUCACAGGUGGGCAGAGCUGGAUCACGAGAGCGGACACAGCCAGCACGUUUCCUGAUUAGUGCAGAUGGUUACGAGUCACUGGACAGCCAACCAGAGGCCCGUGGACAGAUGCCCCUCAUGGACCACUGGAACGUGUCCCACCCACAUGUGUCUCUUAGAGAUAUUAUUAAAGAGGAGCAGGCUUUGCAGAAGAACGUGGAAAAGACCAGACAAAGCCGUGCAGAUCUCGACCGGCGUGAUGGAGCCGCCCUGUUGAAAGAGAACCAACUUUUCUCCCUCUUCCCCACUAUUGACAGGCUUUUCCUCCAGGACAUCUUCAGAGACAACAAUUACAGCCUGAACCAGACGGAGCUGUUUCUUCGCUCUCUACUGGACGAAGAGCCCGUCAAGACAGUGGUCGCCCCAGAGGCUUCUCGGUCCGACCACCUCAGAGCACCCAGCAAGGAGAGAGAGAAGAGGCAGAAGUCCUUCGAGUCAAACGUACCUGACUAUCAAGAUACGGAGGACCCGGAGUAUGAGGACUUCAGGGCCGAGGCCAGCCAACAAAAGGGCCGACAGCACGAGUGUUUUUCCAAGGCAGCUGAGGCCUACAAGCAAGGAAGCAAAGAAGUGGCUUCAUUUUACGCACAGCAGGGACACCAGCAUGGCCAGCUGAUGCGUGAGGCAAAUCACCGCGCAGCAGUUCAGAUUUUUGAGAGGGUCAACUCAUCGCUGCUGCCCAGCAAUAUCCUGGACCUCCACGGGCUGCAUGUAGAUGAGGCCCUGGAGCACCUGGCCCAGGUCUUAGAGGACAAAACCACAGACUGUGAGCAGGGUCUGUGUCGACCUCAGCUCUCUGUCAUCACAGGAAGAGGGAACCACAGCCAGGGAGGCGUGGCUCGCAUCCGCCCCGCCGUUAUAGACUACCUCACCAACAAACGCUACAGGUUCACUGAGCCAAAGCCAGGUCUCGUGUUGGUCUCAUUGAAGUGAAAGGAACGAGGUUUAUUGGCUUCAAGCUAAAGCUGCUAUAAGAGGAGUACACACACACUCUUUCUCUCUACUUCUACAACGCCAAAUAUACAAUUACUACAGUAUAUACAGUAUGGUACACUCGUUUUCUCUUCCGUCAGUUAGCCACCAGCAUUUUAAAUGAAUCCUAGUCUUAAUCUUGGUUAAAUUGAGGUUAAUUUGAGUUCAAAUCAUAAUCUUAAACCGAUCUUAAUAAGAAUAUUUUUUCUUUUGUGUUUAUUAAAAAUAGAGUACUUUUAUGCAGCUGUAAAGCUAGAAUGUAUUGUACAUUUUACAUUUUUAAAUGUUUGGUGUAUCAUACUUUGCAUUUAUUUUUAAAGUCUUUGGAUGAGAUGUUUAAGAAGUAUUUUGAAUGCUUAAUGUUGAAAUAAGGUGUUAUUUAUUCAUUCUUACAUUUACUAUUCUGGAGUCAUGUUUAAGAUGUAUUGUGGGGAUUUUAUGAAACUUCAAAUGAAUCAGGAUUGCAUGCUGUCUGCUUGGAGGUUGCUCUCUAUGAAUUUAAGUAUUAUGGCAUCCUUUUUGAGACACUAAAGCAUUUUAUUUGGUGCAAUUCUUUUAAUAUUUAAUGCCAUCUAAUCGGAGAAGUUAUCACAAAACCAAACGCUGAGAAGAAGGGAGAGUAGUGUGUUGCAUGCGUCUUGCUCACUAGGAGGUUGUGCCUGAAACUCUUCAGAUGAUCAAAAAGCCAAUGAAAUAGUUUAACAACCUUGUUAAAUAGUCUAAACAUCCUCCUGCAGCAAUCGAUCUCCUGUCUUAGCCUCAGCAACAUACUGCAAUCUUACUUAAGGUCAAGCCUAGCUGCUAAUAUAUUGAUAUUCAAACUCAGGUAGAAAAAUCAUCAUUGUUAGGUUUUCUCUUUCAAGGCCAAUUGAUUUCUUUCUCCAGCCUGUUCUUGGUAGCUAUUUUUUAAACGCCUUGUGCCAAAUCUUGUAGCAGUUGUUUUCCUCAGGUUGCUACUCUAUUUUUGUAGGUUUAAAAUAGCUUCUGUUUUUCUAUCUGUGUAAUAUUUUUUCAUAAUGGUUCAACAACAAUGUUGACACAUUUUACUGAUUGUAUUGGAUGUUGUGAACACACGAAUUAUAAAGAGAAGUUUUUUAUUUUUUUAAUUCAUUUGUUCAAAUGGUUUUUACAGAGAAUAUUGUAUAAAAACUUGUGGAAUAAACUAUUUGUUUACAGUUUAA
This is a messenger RNA of Cottoperca gobio, 6898 nucleotides long. RefSeq names its product NEDD4 binding protein 2 (gene n4bp2). Bases 153 to 5678 code for a protein of 1841 amino acids. Gene Ontology annotation, cellular component: nucleus. The record is from RefSeq and is a predicted model, not a curated record. The transcript is spliced from 16 exons. Lineage: Eukaryota; Metazoa; Chordata; Actinopteri; Perciformes; Bovichtidae. Gene Ontology annotation, molecular function: ubiquitin binding; endonuclease activity.